Molecule: messenger RNA, 4054 nt
Organism: Eleginops maclovinus (Patagonian blennie)
Lineage: Eukaryota; Metazoa; Chordata; Actinopteri; Perciformes; Eleginopidae
Product: clathrin coat assembly protein AP180-like
Exons: 24
Coding region: 714-2585 (623 amino acids)
Biological process (GO): clathrin coat assembly; synaptic vesicle budding from presynaptic endocytic zone membrane; clathrin-dependent endocytosis
Cellular component (GO): clathrin-coated pit; clathrin-coated vesicle; synaptic vesicle
Molecular function (GO): clathrin heavy chain binding; phosphatidylinositol-4,5-bisphosphate binding; 1-phosphatidylinositol binding
Source: RefSeq, a predicted model, not a curated record
CCAACCCUGUCCAAGUACCCACUGGGGGAGGAGAGUCUAGAUGGACGUAUAGAAAGGCCAAAUAAAUAAACAAAUGACAAGGGGGGAAGGAGAAAAAAAGGAAAUUCCCUUCCUCUUCCCGAGCACCUUACGCUGCGCAGUGUUGGCGACACCAACGGGAGCGGUGCGCAUUUUCCCGUCGAUCUGAAGAGAGGAUCAUCUGAAGCGGCAUUUCUGAGCUGAACGGAAAGAAUCACCGAGGAGGAAAUUCUCUUAUUUUGAAAGCGUUAUUUCAUGCGGGAAGGAAGACAGCCAACCCUUAUGUCCCCUCAAUACGGGAUAUUUGACCGACCUAUGGAGUGUUGAUUUACAUUCCGUCAUUUUUCAAGCAUAUUUUAUAGGAGCCUCGCUUUCACCUGCGUUUUUCAUUGGCUUAUUUUUUUAUUUUUAAUAAAUUGCUCUGGGGUAAUAAAAUUGCUUUUAUUCUCGGUUGGGUAUUACAUAACCGAGUGGUUAUAGCUGUCCAAGGUGCUGAAGUCAACGGUCGGAGCCUAACGGGACGAGCCGUGGGGAAUUCACAACCUUGCAAGGUCACAGGCCUAUCCGUCCGGGAAGAGGAAAGCACGGGAUUCGCACACUGAACCACCGGGAAGCAGCAGGGUGAUAUUCAUUCAUUUUCUUCAUCGUCCCGUGGUGAAACACGUUCCUGAGGUGGUCGAUUCAACGCAAAGAAAAUGUCGGGGCAAACGCUCACGGAUCGCAUCGCCGCUGCGCAAUACCAGCUAACGGGAUCAGAUAUGGCCCGGGCUGUCUGCAAAGCCACCACUCAUGAAGUGAUGGCGCCCAAGAAAAAGCACCUGGAGUACCUGGUGUCAGCCACCAACACCACCAACGUGAACAUCCCUCAGAUGGCGGACACACUGUUUGAGCGAGCCACCAAUGCUAGCUGGGUGGUCGUCUUCAAGGCCCUCGUCACCAGCCAUCACAUGUGUGUCCACGGCAACGAGAGGUUCAUUCAGUACUUGGCUUCCAGGACCUCCCUGUUCAACCUCAGUAAUUUCAUCGACAAAACUGGCUCUCACGGCUAUGACAUGUCUACAUUCAUCAGACGGUAUGGACGAUACCUGAACGAGAAAGCCUUUGCUUAUCGCCAGAUGGCUUUUGAUUUCACCAGAGUCAAGAAAGGUGCUGAGGGCGUGAUGAGGACCAUGACCACUGAGAAGCUGUUGAAAGGCAUGCCUGUUCUGCAGACUCAGAUUGACACACUCUUGGAGUUCGAUGUUCAUCCCAAGGAGCUGAACAAUGGGAUCAUCAACGGUGCAUUCCUGCUUCUCUUCAAGGACCUGGUCAAACUGUUUGCCUCCUACAAUGACGGAAUCAUCAACUUACUAGAGAAAUACUUCAAGAUGAAGAAGAGUGACUGUAAGGAGGCCUUGGAGAUCUACAAGAGGUUUCUGACCAGGGUGACAAAGAUUGGGGAAUUCAUGAAGAUGGCCGAGACGGUGGGAGUUGAGAAAAAUGACAUUCCUGACAUCAACUACGCUCCCAGCAGUAUCCUGGAGAGUCUGGAAACACACAUGAAUGGCCUGGAGGAUGUGAAGGGUGGAAAGAAGGGGUCUCCAACAAAGGGGUCUCCGACAAACAAUGUGUCUCCAACAUCAACUCCAGCCAAAUCUUCAAACGCUGUUCCCACACUGCAGCCUCCUCCUGGGGAGGUUGCCGCUGCUGCUGCUGCUCCUGCUGAGCCAGCUGAAGACUCCUUGUUGGACCUGGAUCCACUGUCCUCCUCCGGUCCCACAGGAGCAACAUCAGCUGCACCCACGUCUUGGGGAGAUCUUCUUGGAUCAGAAAUGGGCGAUUCCUUGCUAUCUGAACCCACCCUCACGGCAGAGCCCGCCCCCUCCACUACAGCAGCAACGCCCACUCCUGCAGCCGCAGAAUCCGGAGUCUCUCUAGCUCCUCCCACUAGCACAGCAGCAGCCACCUCCCCUGGCGCCGCCAAUAUGGAUCUUUUGGGAGAUGCCUUUGCUACACCUGCUCCUGCCACUGAGGCCCCUGCAGCGGCUGCUGAAGGUGGCGCCGCCGCCACGUCCGCCCCCGCCGCCAACGCUGGAGCUGAUCUCUUUGAUUCCAUGCCAGACACGAGCUUCACCAAAGCAGAGCCCGCUCCCAGUGUUGACUUGUUUACAGCAGAAUCCACAGGAGGAGAAGCCACAGCCACUGCUGCUCCUGCUGCCCCCGGUGCUGAGCUCAUGUCAGUAUUUGAUGGACUAGGCGAUGUAAUGAAGCCCACUUUGACCCCUCAAGGGGGGGAUGUUGACACCUCCAUGGCUAACAUGGCAAGUAAUCUCUCAAUGGGAACCCAAGCGGCAGCUCAGGUAGCUCCCCCCUGUUGGGGUGCCCCCAUGACCGUACCAAUGGGUGUUCCUCCUUUUAUGGGAACUCACCCCUGCUACAAUAUGCCCGGGGCACCAGGAGGACCCAUGAUGCCCAUGGCUAGGCCAGGCCCCGGAGCACCGAUGUCUCCCGGAGCGGCCCAGAGCCCAAGAAAGCCUGCACCCCCGAGGAACGCUCUUGAUGACCUCAACAUUAAGGACUUCAUGUAGACCGACCGACCUGUAAAACUUCAAGGUUUGUCAUUGUGUCUGGAGCUCUGUGGAUGUGGAUGUCUGCACUCCCCCCACUGCCUUCCCCUCCGUCAUGCCCCUGCCCCUUCAGCCAACCAGCCAUUACAUCUACAAUCUUUGCCCUCUGACCUCCUACCAGCCGCGACCCCUAUAAAAAAAACCCCUGACCUUCUUAUAUCAUGUUGUAGCACAACUGUGAAUGUGAACCCUAGAUACAGAAAAACAAAUCUCUGUUUAUGUGUGUGUGGGUGUGCGUGUAAUUCAGUGUUAACCUUUACUUAAUAUACUAUGGAAAAAUGAACAAAAAAAUAAUAAAUGUGUAUUUAGAUUCAUUAUGGAUUUCCACAUAUCAGCUGACCUUGAAGGGUGGAUAAAUGUUGGUUUCUUUGCGCAUCUCCCAGACGAGGACUGUGUUGUUAAAUGUGGACUGUGUUCGGUGUGUGUAACUUCACUGGCCAACCCCCACUCACACUCCUCUACCCAUGUUGUCCAAACUAAUACUGAGCUAUGUUUAUGUCAACAAAAAACUUGGUUGUACCUAUAUCUGCUUGGCCAUCCAUCCGCCCACCUGUCUACUUUUUGGGAGAACAAUUGUACCUGAAAACAACUGGCACUGCAAAUCUGGACUUAUCAUUGAACACGUGUAAUUAUGUUCAGUUUCAUUUUUUUUUUUCUUAAGGGAUUGUCAUUAACAUGCAACAAUGUGUGAACUCUGUUCAAAUUGACAUAUGCAUUUGAGAAUAUUUUAAAUGAUAGAUUACACAUAUUUUCUUUAAUCUUUAUUUUGAGAGAAAAAAAUGUAUCAUAUAUUUUUAGUUAUGUCAAAUUAUAUGGUUGAGAAUAUUGCAAGUAGACAAACAAUUCCCCGCCUUUGUAUAUACCUCUCAAUCUGUAAUCAGAGGCAGUAUCAGUGGAAACUUUGGCUGAGUGUUUACUGUUGCGCCCUCAGCUGGUGUGGAGUGGUAUUUGCAUACUGAUUCUCUUGGAUAAUUUCUCGUCUCAGUCUCCUAAAAUAUGACUUAAAGUUAAGGUGGAAAUCAAAGAGACAAGUAAGCAUUUGUGUAUGUGAUUGGGAUGUGGCCUCGGUCCUCUUUGAGUGAGGCAGCAGCGGUCGGUACAUUUGAUCGUGUAUUGCCACUGGAAGUCUUGACGACUCACUGUAAAGCACUCAAGUAUUUGCUGGAUGUUCUGUGUGUUGUUUAUUUCCAAAAGUGACUGUACCUUAAUCCAUUGUGGCAUUAACAAAGUGUUGACAGAAAAACAAAGAUGAUUAUGACACAUAAAAAAAAAUACAAAAAGAAAAUGGAUAAAUAAUGUUUGCUAAGUAUUCAAAUGAAGGCUGUGUUGUUUAUUGGGGGGGUUUGUUAUGGAUGGCAUCGUUCUUUUUCCCCUCACCCCUACCUGCAUGUGAGUCCAAAUGAGAUGCAAUAAAAGAAAAAUACACUGAU